Priceomyces carsonii is the source of this 861-nucleotide messenger RNA. RefSeq names its product Tim21p (gene TIM21). Bases 1 to 861 code for a protein of 286 amino acids. Lineage: Eukaryota; Fungi; Ascomycota; Pichiomycetes; Serinales; Debaryomycetaceae. Gene Ontology annotation, biological process: protein import into mitochondrial matrix. The record is from RefSeq and is a predicted model, not a curated record. The transcript has a single exon. Gene Ontology annotation, cellular component: TIM23 mitochondrial import inner membrane translocase complex.
AUGAUUAGCGUUUGUCAUUUCAGAAUGUCUCUGCGAAUGGCACAUGCAUUUAUAGGAUUAGGACUGAAAUCCAAUGCGUUAACAAAAGCACCAGUAAGAGUACUUUCGCUCCGCUCUCCAUUAUGCUCAAGAAACGCAUCUAGUUAUCUGGCAAGUAACUUUAACUCAAAUAUCUCAAAAUUACAAGGAAGGAUGAACAUUUCGGUACUAGAAAGUGGAAGAAUAUCUUUAAAGCAUGAAAGGAACUACUCAACCAAAACUGCACCUCCUCCCCCUCCUCCACCACCUCCACCUCCUUCCAAUAAGAAUGCUAAAGGUCAAUUGAUUCUUCUGAGGAUUACGAGAGCAUUUACAUUCUCUUUUUCAACUCUACUUGUCAUCGGAGCGCUCGGGAUCUCUGCUCUAGUUUUAUAUUUGGUGUUUAGCGAGUUAUUCUUACCAUCAGGUGAUACCAGAGCAUUUAAUAAGGUAGUCAAGCUAGUUGAGGAUAAUGAAAAAGUUCAAUCGGCCCUAGGAAUGAAAAAGGGCGAAAGGUUAAAAGCAUAUGGCGAAGUUCCUGCUGACAAGUGGGUACGUAAUAGACCAAUACAAAGCAUUAGAACAAAAGGUCAGGAUGGAAAAGAUCACCACGUCAUGAAAUUUCAUGUUGAGUCAGAUAUAGGACAACACGGUACGGUAACUUCAGAACAAAUAGAUAAUUCAUUUUGGAGUUCGGAAUAUGCUUAUAUUGCAUUAGAUGUGGUUGGACAUAAGAGAAUUUACAUACUUGAACCAAAGUUUCAGCCAAAGGAUUAUGUUCCUAAGUUUAAUGGCAAUAGUGGCUUUUUGGGUCUUAAGUGGGGACCAAAAAAGGAUGAUUGA